AUGGAACCAGACCAUGCAGCCACCUCCCACACCCAGGAUGGCUCGCCGGGCUCGUAUACCCUUCGCGAGCUGAUCAGAGACGUUCCUCUGACGCCAGCCGAGGACAAUGAAGUUCAAGCGCACAUUACAUGUGUGGAUACCUGGAACGGCAACGUCUACAUCGGAACCUCUUCUGGAGAGGUACUGCAUUACGUCUCUAUACCGCCCGAUCCAGCCGACGAGAGCGGCCAGCCCAGCUACAUCUUUGCGACGAAGAUCGAGCCGCCAUUCAAGCACAGACAGACCGGAGACGAUGCUGGAGUGAAGCAGAUCCUCUUGCUUCCGAGCAUAAGCAAAGCCUGCAUUGUGUGCCACAGCACCCUCACGUUCUGGAAUCUGCCCGAGCUGAGUCCAGCGUACGAAGGAAGAAUCGAGCAGGCGGGAUGUCUAUGGCUUGGUGGACUCGAUAGAAAUGACUCAGGGCAAGAGAGCGGAGACUCCAAGGGCGUUGUGGCAGUCAUUUGCUUGCGCCAGCGGCUGCGUCUAAUUCGCAUAUUCGAAGAAGCUCAGCCUCGAAAGAUCCGGGACAUUGAACUUGGGGGCAUAUCUACACUUCAGAGACGAGGAGAUUUGGCCUGUGUGGCCGAUGGACAUUCGUAUUCUCUCUUGGAUGUUGUCAAUCAACGCAAGAAUGAGCUCUUUCCCAUAUCGUCUCUGAACGAUCCCAGGCCUCAAGCCCAAGAGACAUUGCCUAAUCUUCGAAAUCGACCGGCAUCACGCAGCUUCUCUUCGCAUAGCCCGGUACGCCAAUCCCGCAGCCACUCUAGAAAUAUCAGCCUGGGAGGACAGCCUCAAAACAACAACCGCUUGCGUCCCGAUAGCAAUUCGCCUUGGCCAAAACGGAGAUCAUCGCGUCAGACAGAGUCGCCCGCUCCCUCCUCGAGUAGGGAAGAAAGUCCCACAAAGUCUGAGACUACGGUCGAGGCUCAGCAACCAAACAACUCAUCUGUAGUGGAGACUUCUGAGCCAGUGAAACCUCUGCCACCUAACAUCCUGUCGCCAACUCCUAGCGAGUUCCUGCUCACCACUGGCACGAGGAAAGUCGAUCCUGGAGUGGGCAUGUUCGUGAAUUUGGAAGGCGAUGUCGUUCGUGGAACAUUAGAAUUCAGCAGCUAUCCGGACGCUCUCGUUUUGGAUUUUUCUCAAGACUCUGCGCUUGGCCCAGGCUCUGACGAUGCUUCACAGGGGGGGUAUGUACUCGCUGUUGUUCAUCGAAAAGCAGAGGAUACGAUGCAGCAAUGCAUUGAAAUACAGCGAUGGGACGCGGACCCUGGCGAGGCUGAUCGCACCAAAGAAUGGCUCGUGCUUGGAGCAAUUAAUACGGGAGGAGAGCAGGGAGAAGUGUCUACAAAGGCUGGCUUACGCAAUCCAACGACUCCCGCCGAGCUCACUGUGAAUGGCGUGACUUCUACGUUACGGUUGCGGCGCUUGAAGCUCAAGGAAGUUGCUGAAGAUGGCGUGGAAACGAUGCGCAAUCAGGAAGAAGAUAAAUUGGCUUCUCGCUUCGCACAGGUCCAGGCUAAUGUCCUGUUCUUCAACAAAGACCAGGUAUCGUGGGUUGUUCAAACACCCAUGAUCAGUCAACUAGAUCGACGGCUUGCGGAAGCGGUGCGACAGACCAGCAGCGAUGAGCUCUCGAUCGACGUACCGCUCGUACAGCGCGUGGUCAACAGUAUACGGAGCCAAGAGCCUCGCGAUGAGCUGGAGUUCUUGACGCUGACAUAUGUACGACAAAAGUCUUCUUUGCUGCUGUUUGGCAAUCUGGUCUUGCAAACGGCGAAUGGAACCAUUGCGUACGAACACGACAAGCGACGAGCAGAAGACGCGCUUGUCUCUGGCGAAUUGGAUCCAAGAGUGGUCUUGUCUCUUGUUCCUCCUCUUGAAGCCGAGACUGCCGAAGGCAGCAACGGAAUCUGGAUGUCGCAGGGUCUUUGUCAUGCUGUCGACCAGAUACGCAAGAGCUUCGAUCCCGACAAGAUCACGCGGGAUGUCCAAGGUCCGUACGGCGACAAUCUACUCAGCCUUGUGAAGCGCUAUUUGAUGGUGUGGCGCAAGAAGAAGGGCUUUGGCAGUGUCGCCGACGAAACUUACGUUUUCCAGACAGUUGAUGCAGCUCUGCUUCAUGUGUUAUUGAUGCUUGAUCAGAAUAGUCCGCGGGGACCCGCGACAGUAGGCACAAUACGUGCCGAACUGAACGAUGUCGUAGAUCGUGGAGUCGACUGCUUCGACCGUGCCGUUGAGCUUUUUGAACAGUACGAUCGACUUUACAUGCUAAGCCGCCUGUACCAGAGUCGCAAGAUGGUGUCUCAAGUGCUUGCUACUUGGAAGCGCAUACUUGAGGGCGAGAAGGAUGCUGGUGGCGAGUUGGUCGAAGGGGAACAUGACCUACGACGCUACCUUUCCAAGAUCAGGGACUCCGCUCUAGUUCAGGAUUAUGGAGCCUGGCUCGCGCAUCGGAAUCCCAAGCUUGGUGUACAAAUCUUCGCCGACGAUAGCAGCAGGGUGAAGUUCCAGCCCACAGAAGCUGUGGCUAUUCUCAAAGACAAGGCGCCCGGCGCUGUCAAAGAUUAUCUGGAACAUCUCGUUUUCGGGAAGAAUCACGUGCAAUACGUCAAUGAUCUGAUUGCUUUCUAUUUAGAUACUGUUCUGAGCGAGCUCGAGAGCUCUGACGAGUCUAGAAAGACUCUGCUGCAGUCGUACGAGACGUACAAGGCGCUGCACCCCCCUAAGCCGACCUAUCGCGAGUUCAUCACGGAUAACGCCAUCAACGCGGAGUGGUGGCACAAUCGGCUACGUUUGCUGCAACUAAUCGGAGGUAGCCAUGGCGCGGCCUCGAAAUACAACGUACACACUCUCGGCGAGCGGCUUGCGCCAUACACCGACGAGCUUGUGCCUGAGAUGAUCAUUCUCAAUGGCAGGGAAGGCAAACACGAAGAAGCGCUUCGCCUGCUUGUUCAUGGGCUAGGAGACUACGAUACCGCUAUUAGGUAUUGCCUUCUGGGAGGCUCGAGCAUCUUCCAUCCUUCCUCCAGCCUGGCACCCGAGCAGCCCUUACCAUCAAAGGACGAGCAAGCCCAGCUGUUUGAGUAUCUCCUUCACGAGUUCUUCAGAAUCGAAGAUUUGAGCGAGCGUCUAGAAAGAACUUCGGAACUACUUGGACGAUUUGGAGGCUGGUUCGAUAUCGAGAAAGUGCUGGACCUCAUCCCCGAUUCGUGGUCUGUGGAGCUCGUUUCGGGGUUCUUGGUACACGCUUUUAGAAGGCUUGUCCGGGAGAAGAAUGAGACUGUUGUGAUCAAGGCGCUGUGUAGUGCGCAGAAUUUGAGACAAAGCGUUGAGUUCGCCGAGAAGACAGAGAGAAUAGCCCCGGUGGUUGUCAAUCCGCAAGUAGAUGUCGGUGAAUGA
Molecule: messenger RNA, 3441 nt
Organism: Lecanosticta acicola
Lineage: Eukaryota; Fungi; Ascomycota; Dothideomycetes; Mycosphaerellales; Mycosphaerellaceae
Source: the annotation of a GenBank genome assembly